GGAGGGAGGAGGCGAGACCACGACUGGUACCAAGUUAGACGUCAAGUGCCAAGCUCAACGCGCGUGUCACAGAUUGUGUCCGUAGCCGUUUUGCCUCGAGGCGGGGGGGGGCGCCAGCCGCCACGGCGCCAUGCGGGCCCAGCGGCAUCCGCGAUCGGCGCCGGCAGCGGCUGCCCCGCCGACGGCGGUGCCGUGUCGGCAGUACGCGGAUUUCCUCACAGGGCCGGCGCUCGCUGAGGCCGGCCCGCGCAUCGGGUCUCUCGCAGCAGCGCUCGCUGCGCCGUCGGAUGCGCCCAGCAACGACCAGGAUGCAGUCUUCACGAGCGCCUCGUCCACGAAGGAGCCAUGGCUGCAGGUGGCUUGGUUGGCAGACCUCCUCGCAGUCCGGCCCACUGCCUUGGCUGUCCAGCGCACGGGGCUUGCCCACCUCGGCGUCGCAGUGUCCUCGGCGGCCCACCAGACGGUCAACGUGGUGUUGCCGUUUAUCAACCAGGCCGUUGGGGGCGAUGUCGUCACGUUCGCAAACAUCACUGCGGGGUCGAGCACCCUCAACCUCGUCGGAGGUGUGGUGAUGGGUACGAUCUUCGAUUGGUGCGGGACGAAGUCCGCUCUGUUGCUGGUGCAUUCAUCGGCUUUGGUGACGUCGCUUAUAGUUGCGACCGCGCCAUCCGUGCCCGUGUUGUACCUCAGCGCAUUGCCAUUCUUCUUCAUGCACGGCUUCCAGGUGUCCAUGCAGGUGGCCAGCAGGCAAUCCGAGUCGGACGCGCGGGCCACUGCCCUGGGGCGCAUCGCUAUUGCACAUGGUGUUGCAUUACUCUCCAGCGGCGUCAUCGUGACGGCGUCGCUCAGGACUUUCGCCCCGCGCCAAAUCGCGGGCGUCGCUGUCGUGGCCGAGGCUGGGCUAGUGCUGGUGCUUGCAGCCCUCUACCCCUCCGACACCGCGCACGCAGACGUGGCGGGUGGCGAGGCGGGGGAGGAGGCAGAGGCUUGCAGCGAGGUCGAGCCACGAGGGAAUCGUGCUGGUCUGCUGCGGGUGCUUCUUACGCCCGGUGUGCUGCCCGUGCUGGCUUUCCAGACAGCUCUCAAUGCAGCUGGAGGCAGUGUAGUCUUCAUGGCGCAGCAGUUCGCGGUGGACCCCUUCGGCUUUUCUCCCCACCAGGUGGCAAUGCUGAUGGCCUACUCCGGGCUUCUGCAGAUAGCCUCGCAGACACUCGUCUUCGAUGACGUCGACCCUCGCCCCCUGUGCUGGGGCACCGCGACCUUCCUCGGGGCGGGCCUCGUCGGCAUGGGCCUGGCCUCCCCCUCGCCGUGGGCCUUUGUGUUCUGGCUGGCGCCGGUGAACAUGGUCCUGUGCUCGGGCAACGUGAUGAUCAGCUCGCUCCUCACGAGAGCCACUCCCCAGGCGGAGAUGGGCACGGCAUUGGGCCUCAACGUGGCCACCGUGCCAGCGGGGCAGCUCGUGGCCGUGACGGUGGCCGCGCGGGUGUACCGGGCGCACGGCUUCGCCGCCGUGCCGCUCCUCGGGGCGGGCCUCCUGUUUGCCGCGGCGGCGGCAUUCGACGCCGUGAUGCCGGGCAUGCCGCUGGACGCGAGGCCAGCAAGGUCGCCGGCAGUUGCGCCAGCAGCGCUCCCGACCUGAUGAGCGGGCACCAGCGGGCGCCCGGGGCGUGGAGCGUACUGCUCGCAUCCGCGGGGGGCCCCCGCGCCCCCCGCGGUGAGAGGAGCGGCCGGCCUCCCGCGCGGCACUGCUUGGGACAA
Messenger RNA from Prorocentrum cordatum, 1758 nucleotides. The record is from the annotation of a GenBank genome assembly. NCBI's taxonomy places the organism in Eukaryota, Dinophyceae, Prorocentrales, Prorocentraceae.